Beta vulgaris subsp. vulgaris (sugar beet) is the source of this 1478-nucleotide messenger RNA. Its product is annotated as A-agglutinin anchorage subunit-like. The coding region runs from base 520 to 1200 and encodes 226 amino acids. Lineage: Eukaryota; Viridiplantae; Streptophyta; Magnoliopsida; Caryophyllales; Amaranthaceae. The transcript has 2 exons. The record is from RefSeq and is a predicted model, not a curated record.
UUUUUGUAAAUAACCACUAAUGGAACACUAACGUCCGUUAUCUAUAAGGGAAUUUAAUGUUAAUAAACAGUAACUGAGGGGUACUCGGUAUAUUUUCAAAAGUGCGAGGGUACCCCGUGAAUUUUGUGAAAACUCGGGGGGCAUUUGGUGAAAAACCCGUAAAAAGAAACAAAUGGAGUAUGUCGUGACUUGUGACAGCUGCAAUUAACGAAACAAAUAGUAAUGAAAAUCGACACAAAAAUCAAUGUGGUUCACUAACAAUGCGUAAGCCACAUCCACAUGCAGAAGAGAAACAAUUUUAUUCACUUUAACAGAGAGUAUCGAUUAGUAGGCAACUGGGUUGUUUUAAACAAAAAAAAAAAAAGAAAAGGACAUCAUCAGGUGAAAUAAAAGAAGAGCAAGUUUGCGCUUAGUAGGCAACUGCAGUGUGCAUAUAUAAGAAUCAUCAGCUUCUUCAGUUGCAUCUUUCAUCUUAUUCUUCAUUUCUUUGGUAUUGAAAUUCAUAGAAAUACUUAAAAGAUGAAUGAAACAACGACGACGAAAACAACAGAAGACAUGGAAAUGGAAAUAACAGAGACAUCUCCUUCCAAUGCAGCAGCAGCAGCAACAACAACAACAACAACAACAACAACAGAGACAUCUCCUUCCAAUGCAAACACAACAGAGACAUCUCCUUCCAAUGCAACAACAACAACAACAACAAAAACAACAACAACAACAACAACAGCAGCAGCAGGUGAUUUCCUUGCAUUGGCUCGUCAACUCAUGGAGCAGGACAGGACUACUCAAGCUUUUCAAACGGUUGUUAUGGGUGUGAGAAGAGAAGGAGGACAGGAGGCUGUCUACGAUAUCUUGCAACGUGCACGUCACCUAUAUAGGUCAAGUCUAAAGGCGAGUGCAAGUGCUGAAGCUGAUCAACUUGCUUCUUUAUUUGCUGACUGUGUAAUUGCUGAAGCUCAGCACAUAGGAACCCAACCACCAUCAUCCCCCCUACCAUUACGCUCAUCAUCACCAGCACCACCAAGUGUGUCUGUCUCUGAAUCUGAUUCUUAUGAAAAGUCAAUUUUGGCAGAGACAGGAAGAAAGCAAAUUGUGCUCGAAGCCUUCUCGGAUGGCAUUAGUUUCAUCUGUUUGCGGUGUGGUGGUCUUGUUCGCAUCCAUCUUAAAGAUGAACAUUAUACUAACUGGUGUCGGAUCUAAGUGCAUCUUGAGAAUAUUUGUUGUGAUAAUGGUCCUGUUAAUAACCAUCGUAAAGAUAAACAUAACGCGAGGCGCUUUGUAAAGCUGAUAUAUACAAUGUCAACAUAAAUUUGUUUGGUUUUUUUGUAGAAGAUGCUAUGCUUUGGUUGUAUGAGAGAAAAGGAUUGCUGCUAUAUGCUUAGGCGAGGCUGUAGAAGGUGUUAAGUACAUUGUUUACAAUAUUAUAGAAUUGUGUUUUGUUUCAAGCCAGCUUUGGAAUAUCUUCAGAUUUUCUCACA